GGCGAAACCCACAGUCAAGUGAAUAACUGCUAAUCGUCGAACUUGACUGGCAAGGAACAGUGUAUUUGUCAACACAUAUUUGGGGGAGGUUGUUAGUUCCGUUCACGUGAAUGGACAUCUGUAAACUAAUACACAAGAAUGAUCCAUCGGUGUCUCCGGUGUCACCGACCAGAGUCGAACCGGAGCUGACGAAGAGAGUCCGUAACGAUGAUGAAGGAGGGAACAAAAGGGCACGUUUGGAAAAUAAUGUGGGGCAAGAAGAUACACCAAAGCUUUCCAGAGGAACCAACGAACCCAAGCGGCCGGUGCAUGGAGACGCUGUUGCAAUAAGCGAGAACUCCGAGUCGCCCAACUCGUCGGAGUACAAUUCAGAUUUUUCAGCCACAAACAGCAGAAGGUCGACGGUUACCUCUGUACCUUCGGAUGAUGAGGUAGAUACAGCAAGCAUCAACUCUUGUGAAAGUCUUUUGGCACUCAUAGCAAACUUGAAGUCCAAACCAGUACAGCUCGAAGGCAUACAAUUCAUAGACGAGCUGUUACAAACCACAGACAGACAGUUAUUGUUGGCCAGAUUGCAUCAGAAAUACGUGGAGCCUUUACUUGAUUUAACUGGAUAUAAAUGGAUAAGGAAGGAGUUGCCUAGCAAAGGGAAAGGCGUCAAGAUCUUUUCGAUUAAGUACACUUGUUCUCAGCAAUCAAAUUGUCCAAAUAACCCACCAAAUACAGUCGAUAGGACCCGAAAGUUCAGCAAUCCACUCAAACAGUAUGACUGUAACUCGAUGUAUUCCAUCAAGUAUAUCUGGUCAAGUCUGACUGUGGUAAUUACAUAUAAGCAUUCUCCACACUCACCAUACAAAAGGCUUCCAGAAAAAUUGAAGCCAUAUAUCCUAGACAGACUACAGAUGAAAGCAGUUGACUUGUACAAUGAAAUACUUCAAAAUGAAGAGUUCAGUGACAUCAAGCACUUGAUUUUCUUCAGCAAGGUUCAAAGCUUCUGGUCCAAGCAACGCAUUAUUCAGAAAGAAAAGUCCACCAAAGAGGCUUUCGAGAGAUUUUUUAAGGACUAACAGUAACUAUUACCAAUAUGUCGUGUAUAUAGUAACGAAUGACGAUCAAG
Suhomyces tanzawaensis NRRL Y-17324 is the source of this 1117-nucleotide messenger RNA. RefSeq lists its product as uncharacterized. The record is from RefSeq and is a predicted model, not a curated record. Lineage: Eukaryota; Fungi; Ascomycota; Pichiomycetes; Serinales; Debaryomycetaceae. The coding region runs from base 111 to 1067 and encodes 318 amino acids. The transcript has a single exon.